Molecule: messenger RNA, 3978 nt
Organism: Leishmania braziliensis MHOM/BR/75/M2904
Lineage: Eukaryota; Euglenozoa; Kinetoplastea; Trypanosomatida; Trypanosomatidae
Exons: 1
Coding region: 1-3978 (1325 amino acids)
Source: RefSeq, a predicted model, not a curated record
AUGAGUCGCUUUCCGAACUUUCGCAGGGAUUCGGACUUUCGCCGCGACGAGGAAAGCUCGAAGAGCAUGUCGCAGGUGCAGGCCAGACCUGCCAUCUGUCUCGACACGUCGCUCUCCUUUAUCAGCACGGCGAGCGUUCUGGCAGGCACCACAAGCGGGCCAGCCAGCCCGCUGCUUGGUCCACUCAGCUGUGAAAGCAUCAAUGAUGUCUGCAACAGCGGCGCUGCCGUCUCUUCCCCUGCACUGUUUCACACACGUGACCCCAACGUAGAGGCAUCUGAGCAGCACAGACUACAGUCCCUCAAGGCGACCCGCAGCCGGACGAUAUCGGGGUCACGCUCUGUUCACUCAUCUUCCCGGCCCUACUCAAAGCAGCAGCAGUCGCAGCACCAACAUCACCAUCACCCUCUUUCUCUUUCGUCGUGCUCACCGUCGGUGAAUAGAGAUUACCACGCGCACAGUCGGCUUCAACGAGCUGAGCAAGCGCACUGUCUCACGUCGGAGGCGGACUGCAGUAAGCUGGAAGUCCUGGAGUCAGAGGCCACAGUGCUGACACGACCCUCAGAUCCGAGGCCGUACAGCACUGGCGCUGAUGUCGAGCCUGGAGUGCACAGCCAGCGUGUGAUGAGCGCGACGGUGUCGCCGGUGCCUCGGCAUGCUGUGACGCUGUCCCACGACUUCGAAGGUGUCGUUAGCAUUCCAGUCAGCGAGGGUGCAGAGAAGUAUGACGAGGAGGCGUCGAGGGGCGGGAGCAGCACGUAUGCCGCGCCUACUAACGGCUCUGAGAAGUCGAUUGUGGACCAUGAUGCGCGAGCUGAAGAUCAUGAAGAUGAUGCAACGAGUCCGCCGAGGACCACACCGCCCCCGCGUCGGGCUUUUGUGCUCUCUCGCCGGUGCAGUGGUACGGACGUGGAAGGCGAUGCGCUCAUUGACAACGCUCAUCCACCGCGGCCUGCUGCCGAGGGGGUGGAGAGGCGCGGGUCGACGCGGAUGGUGCCCGUGGAUUUCGCUGCGGAUGCGCCACGCGGGAGCACCGUUCUCGUCAUGGACAACGGCGACGAGGACGAGGAGUGCGCUUGUAGGAAUGACAAAUCUGCCGCUACAAUCAUCGCCCACCCGUUCGCCGCCGCUGAUGCGCCGCUUGCCGAGGAUCCUGCUGUGUUACCCCUUACACUACCGGUUAGUCGCCUUGCCCACGGCGUCGUGAUGGAAGGCACAGAAAAGGAUAUGCACCGCAGCUCUGCGUUUACUGCCCGCCGUGCUAGUGCGGCUGAGAGAGACUCGGUGAGCAGCCACCGUGGCCGCCUGAGCAGUGCAGGCAGCAGCAUGAUGAGUCCGAUGCCACGACCUGUGCCGCAUUCGACUCAAACUACAGCGGCCUCACCGAGGUUGUCGCCGGCACGUGCGAGGGAGGGCCUGGACGAGAAAGUGGUGAUGGCAGUGCGCGCGGUCCGUGACGAUGCCGGUGACACAACAGAGCAGCAGCAGCAGCACUGGGCUGGCACGAAAGUGAUUCCGGCGAACGAUGCUGCGAACGCGUCUGUGCACGCGACCACUACAACCGCUGCGACUGCCGCCAGCACUACCCAGGAUCUUGUCAGCUUCCGCAUGCACUCCUGCAUUCUGCCUGGGAGCAGCACGCUCGAAUCCGAGCUGCAAGCGGUGCCGACGAUACCGACGCAGCUGGACGCAACGACGGCUCUCACGACGACUGCAGAUGACGAGCCGGCGAGUGUGACACCCCUCAGCUCUCUCACGAUGCUGAACAGCGUCGCCGGCCCGUCGUUGUCGGUGACGACGGCGGCGAUGAGCUCGCUGUGGCUUGUCAGCGGCUCGACGCCUACCCCACUUCGCCGACUACGCGACCGCGACAGGGAGGUAUCUACGACGCUGGACGUGCAGGAGGGAGAGAGGAAAGAGGUGAGCAAGGGCAGUGACUCCGCCCCAGAUCAGACGGAGCGUGUGCUAAAGCUGGUGGACGACGCCAGCACUGCAGCAGUGACGACACCAGAAACGAGGGCAGAGUUGCAUGGGAAUGUCAAUAGCUCUUCUGCUCCCGCUGACAACUCCGUGGAGGCGGAGCAGCCACUCACGACAGCAGUGGAUGCGCAGCGACCUCGCCGCUCCUCAGCACCUCAAUAUACCACUGCGCGCCUCGCCACUAGCCCUUCUAUCGCCGCGCCGUCCUUUUCACCAGAGCCUGCGCGCCCGCAGGCGGAGGCGCACCGCCCGUCAUCGCCGUGUCUCACUGCUGGGACUGACGCCUCCAUCUCUAUCCAGCUAAACCCUCUCCCGUCCAACAAUGACGCGGUGGCACCUGCCGACCCCCGGCCACUGCCUUUCCCUGAGGCGGCAACCACGCAGCAUCGGUACUGCACUGCGACCCCCCCACCUUUCGCCAUCGCCGGCACGCAUUGCAGGCUCGCAGAUACGGCGUCGUCGAUGUCCUCGCCGUCUUCGACAGAGUCUGCGCGUGUCAGCGAGGAGGUGAAGGAGCUGGUGAAGCGCGCGCAAGCCGAGGUGUGUCGAACGCGGGAGAGUCUUCUCUCUACCCUGCGAGACCACCGCGCCAGCUUCCACUUGUCGGAGCCAUCACCUACUCCAAAGGACACUACCUCGGCUACCGUACUGACGGUUCUUGCACAGUCGACUGCGGCGGCGUCAACCACCGCGUGCGCGUCGCCGAGCGUCUCACCCAUGCCGACGCGCAGCCUCCUACUCCCCACUGCCCUCGUGACUGCAGCGGAGUCGUCUACGCCGCCAUCGACUGCGCUCACAACCGUCUCUGUGCCUACCACGCGUACAUCGGGGGACUGGCGAUCUGCCGCUGUCGCCCUGCGGCCGCAGCUACGAGCCGCUGCCGACGCCAUCUUGCGCCGUCUGCAGGGCUACGAUGCGCGAGAUCACGGCGUCCUGCCCAUGGAGACGGUUGUUCGUGUCACGUACUUCGUCAUUACGCGACGGCAGAUGCCGCCCGCAACGUGGUCGCUGCGAACGGCAGAGGGCACCUUGGCUGUCACACCAAUGCAGACCUCCAUGGCCGCCUCGGGCGGUGGCGCCACUCCUCGCUCCGAGAGUGCGCAGCUUUCGUCCCCCAAUGUGGAAAGUUGUCGUGCGGCGCUGCUCUCGGGGGUGCCGCUGGGCCGUCAGCUGAGCAGCAGCGAGGCCGGUGGGCCCCGCCGCUGUGUCGCGGCAGCGUCACACAGGGUCUUCGAGACACCGUGUCAGCAACGCUUUUCCCUUAACGCAUACGACGCCACGACGCGUGCCGGGGUGAACGGCUCGCCUUUCUCGUCUUCUCGCCCAGUCGGUCAAACGCGACCUCGAGACAGCAGCGAGCUCGGCGCAGCUGCGAAUGACGAAGACGAGACGGCGAGGGCGGAGUGCCGCGGCCGUCCGGCGACGUGCAUAUCCCCGAGUCGCACGCUAGAGCAUGUUAUGACGCUGCAGCAACGCCGUGCUGAAGAGGGGCUCUACCUGCAGUUCUACCUCACCGUGCUGGAGGCGUUCAAGCAGGUAUUCGGUGAGCGGUACGCAUGGCGCCACUUAGGGGCCACCAACGCCAGCCGACACGACUGCACUAUCACGGUUGCCCAGCCGGCACAGAAGCGGCGAAGGACGAAUAAUGCGCCGGCGUCAGAACGCAGCGAUCACCGAGGCCAAGCGUACUUGACAAGAGUCGAGGUGGAUGCGGAAGAAGUCCAGCUGGAGGUGACGAAUGAAUUCAAUGACGUGACAGAGCCUCUGGAAACACUCUUUCCACGACUGCGCCAGCAGUAUGCGCUGAUUCAGCGAGAAAAGCGCGAUUCGGCCGUUACGCCAACAAUGUCACUCGCGGCGAAUACAAGCGAUCUACUGACGGCUGAGCCUGCGCGCACUGAGGCGACUGCGGCUGCAAUGGGCCUCGCCAACCGUCCUCCCCCGCUUGAUGUCCUUGUGUACUACCGCACGUUCAUAGAGAGCCUAAGGGAGCUCUGA